Amblyraja radiata (thorny skate) is the source of this 2380-nucleotide messenger RNA. It is a transcript of the gene sdc4, whose product is annotated as syndecan 4. The transcript is spliced from 5 exons. The record is from RefSeq and is a predicted model, not a curated record. Bases 269 to 829 code for a protein of 186 amino acids. NCBI's taxonomy places the organism in Eukaryota, Metazoa, Chordata, Chondrichthyes, Rajiformes, Rajidae. Gene Ontology annotation, biological process: cell migration. Gene Ontology annotation, cellular component: cell surface; membrane.
AAGAAGGAACGGCGGAGCCGACGGUUAGCAAUUUGUCGGACUGGUCACUCGAGUGAUUUCAAGCUGAAAUUCACAGCGGCUGCUGAAACCAACUAGGAAACUCGCUGUCCAAUUCCCAGUGUGAACUUACAGAUCAGAAACCAGGGGGAACAGAUCUCAGGACCUUUAAACUCUACAGAGAGAUAAAGGGAAAUUCUCACUCCAGAGAAACCAACAAACUUCAGCGCGUUCAACUUGAAGGAGAUUUAAUUUUUAAAAAAACCCAAACAUGUUGAAAAUGUGGGCACUAGCUACCGUGUUAGUCAUUUUCACUUGGAACUUCACAUCAGCUAAGACACUAAAGGAUGUUGACACGAGUCAUCUCAAUGAGCUGGAAGGUUCUGGUUAUGAGUCCAGUCCGUACCCUGGCCACGUGAAUGAAUAUGGUUCUGGAUAUGGUUCCGGAGAUUACGGUUACAGUGAUGAAGAGGACGAUGAAAUCGAUGAUGAGGAUGAGGAUGAACGGGACAAUAACAUCCCUGACCUUGAUGUGGCCGUGGUUGAAGAAAGCCCCGUGCUGAGCAACGAGGUACUCGUGAACAAAAAUGCCCCGUCAAAUGAUGAUGGCAACAACCGGGUUGCUUUGGCCAGCACCAACAACAACUCCAGCGUGUUCGCAAGCACGGAAAUGCUAGCAGCCAUGAUCGCUGGUGGGACCAUAGGCCUCCUGUUCGCCAUCCUGCUCAUCUUGCUGCUGGUCUACCGCAUGAGGAAGAAGGACGAAGGCAGCUACGACUUGAGCAAGAAGCCCAUCUACAAGAAGGCGCCCACCACCGAGUUCUACGCAUAAAAAUGAAAACCUCGGCAGGCAUUUCUGAACAACAGACUUUAUAAUCUCUCUGACCACCUGCCUUCACCAAACUGGGAGAAGUGGAGCAACUACUUGCAGCUAGUUUAAAGCUUCUGCUAAUCUUUUGUAUUCUACACAUGAAAUCCACUGUCAACUGGGGAAAUUGUCUAUCCCAGAUAUAUUAAAAAAACAAAACAUUAUUUUGUAAAGACGAGGCUGGAAGCUACAACAUAGCAUUGUCCGUUACUUGCACGUUGAGUAUUUCUGCCAAGUGUUGUGGUGAGGGAGGAGGAGAAGGUGAUGAGACUUCACUGUCCUAACAUUUCCAUUUUACUGUUUGUUUUCACUUUGCCCCAAAACCAUAAUUGGUUUCCCCUGUUGUCUGGUACUGCCGGGCAGCUCUGUGGAAUAGCCUAGCUUUCUCAGAAAACUUCUGUCUCGAACACUAACCCGCACCUGCAACACCCCUCUUUAAAGAACCACAAUUGCAUUUCCUUUGGAAAGUUUUUUAAAGUGUCAAACUGCUUUGAGUUGAUGUUUCCCAGCACAGGAAACUGUUCGCAUCUGUAUUUUUUUUUUCUUCUCUCAAGUUCUCCCCAAAAAAAGCAAAAUUUGGUUUUAUUAAAUUUGCUGUAGUCAUGUGCUUAACCAUAGAUCAAAUUUUGUAGCAUUUUAUUACUAUACAACUGCAUUCAUUGGCAAAAUCUCUAGGACGUUUUUUUAACAAAUUUCCUGCUUUUUAAAUUAUCUUAAUAUGUUAAUACCCUCUUUAUUUCAGUGUGACUAUUUUUAAACACUGUUUUGAAUGAAUGACUUAAAUUUUAUGGAUAUUCUUAUCUAUUUGCUAUUUCAUUUUAUACACAAUAUGUAAUGUCCAUUUUCAUGGUAGUGUCCAUUUUCUUUACAUUGGUGCUUCACAAGAAAAUGUAGGUCGGUCAUAGAAGUUAUUUUAUAAUAGAGAUAGAGACAUUUGUUCUUUAAAAAAAAAAAAAAAAAAAAACUUUCUGGAGGAAAAAAAUUGCCCCUUUUACUUUCUGAAGGUUGGAAGGAUAAACUGCCAACAUGUCACAGUUGAACAGACCAAUCUUCAUUUAGCAGUGAAUUUGACCAAGUUUCUUGGUGCCAGGAAACUUUGAUAUUAAGAAACAUGUACACCAACCACCUAUCAGUCUGCAAUCCCAUUCCCCGGGUACUUGAGGUAAUUUUAACUUAAAUCCUUUUCGGGAUAUUUUGUACACUAAUCUCUUUCUCAAGUAAUCAAAGUCUCUCUCUUUGUGUAAACUCUAGUAACGUGAAGGCCUUUGACAUUGCUUUUAUUUAAUUUGGCUGGGUUUAUUCUUGAGGCCAACAUUCUAUGACAAUUGGAAUGGAAAGAAAAUGUUUGCAGAAAUGAAAAAAAAGUUUUUAAAAGUACUUCUGGCUAUUUGCCAUCUGAGAAGCCUUAGCUCUGGCCUAAAUCUUCCUACGCGUUGGUGUAUAAAUACAACUCUUAAAUAUGUAGUCUAGAGUAUGGGAGAGCAAUUUAUGGAAUAAAUUAUUUUAACUCGUUUA